AUGAAAAAGACGAACUCACUUCGAACAGCGGCAGCGAUAUCCAAAAAAGGUCCUCCUAGCAUUCCCCUCGGGCCUUCUCCACCCAUGUUACUCGUAAACAAGGCAGCCCUUGCUGCUGCUGCAAAUCCUCUGCGACCAACUCCUGCCAUACCGGCUUCUCCUCCAAUCUUCGUAUCCGGUUCAGGCAAAGGCGGACUUAAAGGCGGGCCAUUGAGACUAGGAGCAGGGGAGUACGUAGUCCGGGGAGGACCUACGAUACUACCAGAGCCAGAUGCGAAUGGUGUUCUCCCUGGAAGAAGACUGUUCGGUAAUCGAGGAGACAUAGGAGCGUUUGGUACCGGUGAACCACGAUUCAUCGGUGCCCCCGAUCCUCGUAUAUUCGCGUUCAUACCAGGCAUAGAUGUAGAUGAUGAGAAGGAUGGCCUAGGUAGUGGCCCAGUUAAAGUAGAAGGUGCUGAUGAUGAGGUGGUCAUUGACGCUAUCAUGGUGGAUGUUGUGGCAGGAUUGAACGAUGAUGACAGAGGUGAUAAAGAAGACAUGACUUCGUCACUUCGACCGGAUGAUAUGAAAGACGGUCUAUUUGUACCAACGGAUGAUACGGUAUCCCUAUUUCUAUUUCCAGAAGUUGUCGAAGAAUUCAUUGUAUCCCUCGUCGUAUCCCUGUCGUCACUCGAGCCGGACCUCGCCGAGCUAGAACUCAUCACGGAGGUUGCGGCAGAUCUAAUGCUCGACACCGAGGGUGCACCAGCUUUAUGCGGCCCCGUCUUAUUUCUCAACGGCGAAGUACCAGGAAUGUUGCCGCUAGAAGAGGGGCCCUUCUGGGAAAAAUAA
Lentinula edodes (shiitake mushroom) is the source of this 831-nucleotide messenger RNA. RefSeq lists its product as uncharacterized. The transcript is spliced from 3 exons. The coding region runs from base 1 to 831 and encodes 276 amino acids. The record is from RefSeq and is a predicted model, not a curated record. Lineage: Eukaryota; Fungi; Basidiomycota; Agaricomycetes; Agaricales; Omphalotaceae.